Zootermopsis nevadensis is the source of this 1515-nucleotide messenger RNA. RefSeq names its product serine protease inhibitor dipetalogastin. NCBI's taxonomy places the organism in Eukaryota, Metazoa, Arthropoda, Insecta, Blattodea, Termopsidae. Gene Ontology annotation, molecular function: serine-type endopeptidase inhibitor activity; protein binding. The record is from RefSeq and is a predicted model, not a curated record.
ACAUAUGGCACUCAAAGAGCGGUAGUUCUUAUUACCAAACUGACGGGUUACGUGAUGUGAUUUGUGUAUUGUGAUGUAGGCCCAAGAAACUGCUGGAAGGAAGUUCAAGCUUCUACACAAGUGAACAGAAAACAGCCAUGAUCGUGACUUCGCUUCUUGUUUUCAUUACAGCUGUGGUCCGUACAUCGUCUCACUGGCACACCAAGGGCGAGUUUAUCUGUCUCGAAGCGGCAAAGAACAUUACCUACGAUCCUUUGUGUGCAUCAAACAACCAAACUUUCCAGAACUUUGUAGCGUUUCAGUGUUUCAUACGAUAUUUUGAUGUGCAUGGGUUAUCAGUACGACACGGGGCGUGCUCCACGAAUCCAGAACCGGAUCACUGCGUCUUAUCGUUCGUCGUGUGGCGUCCAGUUUGUGGUUCGGACAACGUCACGUACAGCAGCGUAUGGGAAAUGAUGUGUGAGGCACAGCGACUACGCAUGUGGAACAGUGUCCAGUACGAAGGGCUCUGUAGGGCCCAGUGCACCGUGUCCCUCGCGUAUAAACCAGUAUGCAGUUCGGAAAAUGUAGUUUACGCCAACAUGGAAGCUUUGAAAUGUUCUGCAAUGAGAAAUCCGGAAAGAAACAUUACUCUAAAAAAGCAAGGCCCAUGUUGGAAUGCAGACUUAAUUACAUCCAUUUGCCAGCCACCAAGAAACAGUCGAUACAAAGGGCCGACGAAUCCUGUUUGUGCAAAUAAUGGUGUCACUUACGAACACUACAACUCGCUAGCAUGCCUGCGAAUCUACAACCAUGAUUUACGCAUUCUACAUGACGGACCUUGCAAGUAUAGAGACAUCGUCCUUCCAAGAGAUGUAAAACAAACAUGUCACCUAGCGGAUAAUAACGCAAUUAUGAUGCCUGUUUGCGGUUCAAAUAAUAUAACGUACCCCAAUCCGUUUGUUCUAAAGUGUGCAAAAGAAAGAGGAGUGGUGUCCGGAGAUGUAAAGGUUCGGCAUGAGGGAAAUUGUAGGAAAGAUUUAGAGGAAGAAGAGGUAGUACAGAAACAGUACGAUCCGUGCCAGGAGAAGCAAAAUGCCAUCGCGUCCCUAAAUAGGACAGACCAGCCUCUGUUCUGCGCGUCUGACGGCAUAUCCUAUUAUUCAUCUAAAAACUACGCAUGCGCUGUGAAGACCAACGGCGGCUGGUUCCAAUAUACCAUUAUUCGAAUAGGAGUCCCAUGUCAUCGGAGCGACAGUCCGUGUGAAAAACUGCAAGUUCUGCCCGAGGCUCUGGUAGCGGAUCCCAUCUGUGGGAGUGAUGGUGUCAGCUAUGCUAACCCGCUUUCGCUCAUGUGUGCAAUGAUGGCUGAUCAAAAGCUGAAAAAACACCACAAGGGCGAAUGCAUUACACCUUGAGCGUAAAAAGAUAAGAAGACUUCAUUAGGAUACUCAUUUACAUAAGUGAUGCAGUGUAAUUUAAAACUUUGAUGUAUUCUCUUUGGCGAGAAAAGGGAAAGAUCUACUUUCAAUGUCA